Drosophila eugracilis is the source of this 1642-nucleotide messenger RNA. Its product is annotated as probable cytochrome P450 4p3. Gene Ontology annotation, molecular function: monooxygenase activity; heme binding; oxidoreductase activity, acting on paired donors, with incorporation or reduction of molecular oxygen. NCBI's taxonomy places the organism in Eukaryota, Metazoa, Arthropoda, Insecta, Diptera, Drosophilidae. The record is from RefSeq and is a predicted model, not a curated record. The transcript has 8 exons. The coding region runs from base 22 to 1569 and encodes 515 amino acids.
CGUGGGUGCGGUUGUUCAAAAAUGAUAAUCUUGUUGCUCAUCGGAGCAUUGGGUUUACUGAUACCAUGGAUAUAUAAGCUUAAUAAAGACUACUGCAUUCUUGCGUUCUUUGCCAAAAGAGUUCGAACGAAGGAUGGAAUGCCUUUGGAAAUGGUAGCUCCCUUGGUCAAGGGUAGCACCAUAUUUGGCAACAGCUUUGACUUGUACGGCGUAGAUCACUCUGGUGUUUUUGAUCACUCUCGUGAUUGUGCUAAGAAAAUGGGUAAGAGCUACUUUGAGUAUGUGAUGGGAACAGCCAUUUACAAUGUUAUCGACGCGGUUAAUGCGGAACAUGUACUUAAUGAUCCGAAUCUUAUAAACAAGGCAAUUGUUUACAAUUUUCUGCAGCCAUUUCUGAGAACUGGUUUGUUGACAUCCACAGGCAAGAAAUGGCAUGCACGUCGGAAGAUGCUGACUCCCACCUUUCAUUUCAAUAUUUUGAAUCAGUUUCAGGAGGUCUUCAAAACGGAGAGUCUGAAGUUCCUACAGCAAUUCAAGGGUCAAGAUGAGACAACAAUCUCGUUGAAUGAUGUUAUACCCAGAUUCACUUUGAACAGUAUUUGUGAAACGGCCAUGGGUGUUAAGCUGGAUGAGUUGGCCGAGAAGGGCGAUCGCUACCGGGAAAACUUUAGCGAGAUUGAAAAAUGUUUCAUUCGUCGCGUAACUAACCCACUCUUGUGGGGAGAAACCCUGUUCAACAUGUUUGCAGCCAAGGACUAUGCUUCUGCCCUCGAUGUGGUCCAUGGAUUUUCAAGUGAGAUUAUUGCUAAGAGGAGAGUUUUGCUGGAGGAUGAGCUAGCCGACAAACAGGGCCCCCAAACAACGGAUGAUGAUCUCUUCACGACCAAAAAGCGGUUUGCCAUGCUAGACACCUUAAUUCACGCUGAAAAGGAUGGUCUCAUUGAUCACAUUGGGAUUUGUGAGGAAGUGGACACUCUUAUGUUUGAGGGUUAUGACACCACCUCAAUUGGCCUUACUUUUGGACUGAUGAAUAUGUCCUUGUAUCCUGAUAAGCAGGAAAUAUGCUUUCAGGAGAUCCAGGAGCACAUAGAUGAUGACUUGGACAACUUGAACAUCAGUCAGUUAAAUAAACUAAAGUACCUGGAAAACUUUGUUAAGGAGACUAUGCGUCUAUUUCCUUCUGUUCCCGGCAUGGGCAGAGAAACUAAUAGAGAAACGGAGCUGACGAAUGGUCUGAUCCUGCCAAAGGGUUCUCAAAUUGUUGUACAUGUUUUUGACAUUCAUCGCAAUCCCGAAUACUGGGAUUCACCUGAUGAGUUCCGUCCGGAGAGAUUCUUUCCAGAGAAUUCCCAAAACCGACACACCUACGCCUAUAUUCCUUUCAGUGCUGGCCAAAGAAAUUGCAUUGGUCAAAAGUAUGCCAUGCAGGAGAUGAAAACCCUACUGGUAGCAGUCCUGAAACAGUUUCAGGUCCUACCAGUUACUGAUCCGAAGAGCAUUGUCUUUCAAACUGGAAUAACUCUGCGAACCCAGAACAAAAUUCACGUGAAGCUCGUCAGAAGAAAGUGAUUUAGCUUUAAAGGCAACUCUUUCAAGGAACUCUGUUAAUCAUAAAAUGCAAUGUACAGCGCUUUUAUCCAAA